Fundulus heteroclitus (mummichog) is the source of this 3043-nucleotide messenger RNA. RefSeq lists its product as uncharacterized. The record is from RefSeq and is a predicted model, not a curated record. NCBI's taxonomy places the organism in Eukaryota, Metazoa, Chordata, Actinopteri, Cyprinodontiformes, Fundulidae. The transcript has a single exon. The coding region runs from base 203 to 826 and encodes 207 amino acids.
GGGGCAGAGGGGGAUUGCAGCUGCUGUCCCACUCGGCGCUGCGGAGCCUGUGGCUGCUCAUGAUCUGGGCUCGCCUGGGAAGGUUUUUUUUUAAUUUUUAAAAAAAGGCCAGUCCUCCUGUAACACCUGAGCGGACCCGGCUGCACCGUCGGGGGGCUCUUGCACAGGAGAGACGCAGCGCAACGCGGGGCUGCAUGCAGAGAUGAAGCCCCGUCUGCUGGGCGGCGGCAGGACAACCAGGAGACUUCUGUCGGCGUGCCUGAUCUCGGCUUGCCAUGCCCUUCACAGCUGCGGGGGAGUCAAGUGCGUGGACGGCCACCAGUGCUGCCCGCAGCCCGGCCCCGGGAACGGCAGCUCCGGCCCCGCGGAGAGCUGCUGCAAGCUCCCCAUCCACGUCUUCUUCGACAACGUCGGCUGGUUUACGCGCAAGCUGUCGGGCAUCCUGAUCCUGCUGCUGCUCUUCGCCAUGGGCUACUUCAUCCAGAGGAUCAUCUGCCCCCGGCCCCGCAACCGGCACCAGAACCAGGAGCACGGCGAGGAGCCGUCCCUCUUCCACGGACCCACGUCGGCGUCCCAGGAUUUCCUCCUGGAGCCCUACCCGGAGUGCACCCUCGGGGACUUCGCCUCUCCGAACCUGCCGGCCUACGACGAGGUCAAAUACCUGCCCACGUACGAGGAGAGCAUGCAGGAGACGCACAGGAACCGGUCCGACGAUAACCUGUUGUCCGGCGGCGAGAGGGGACCCACGGAACCGGCGGGGUCCGGAGAGCCGGGGCGGGAUCUCCUGGGAGUGAGCCCGGCAAGGACAGCUCGGAACUCAGUCUGAUGGGGGGGAGCAGGGACCGGACAAUGGACAGCCUGAUAGUAUUACUAAUUUCUCAUAAUCAUCAUCAUCAUUAUGGGUGGGGGGUGGGGGGGGCGAAGGGGGUCCUGCAGAGAUACAAACUCAAGUGCAAUUAUAAUCCUGAUUGUGAAGAAUAAAGGAGGAGGCUGAGAAUGUAAACGUGUUUUGGGAGAUAAUGCGUGUCUGCUCGCCUUUAUAUGCAAACAGCGCCUCAGUAAAGGGGAUUAGAGAGUGAGCAGAAGGCGCCUCAAACUGAGGCUCAUUGUGUUGAGCGACAGCUAAUUCGGCUGCGGGACAAUCACGUUAAGUUUUAGUGGCACCAUGAAAAACACAUCUCUUCUUCCAAAAUGUGACCCCUUCAUUUUAUAAACUCUUUGGUUUGCUUUCUUCUUCUUUUUCUUUUUUUAUUGCAUCCAAAUCGUACAGUUCCUUCCCAGAAACAUGAAUCAGGACUGAAAUAAGGGAUCCAUUUCAACUCUACUCCCCCUAUAGAGCCAGUCAAAUUAUGUCUCAUCAGCAUGAAAGCGAUAUUCUAUUCAUAUUCACAUGGUAGCUCAUAGAUAAGCGUUUUACUGGUAAUCUGAACCAUGUUUCAUACGUUUGUCGCCAGAUAAGACGCGACAGCAAAGUAAAAAAUAAAUAAAAAAAAGCUCAGAUCCGGCAGCAUUUGUAGCCUGGAGUUGCAUGAAUUCAGGGAAAACAAUGGCAGAUGUGUUGCAGCACGCAUGCUGAUAUGGUGCAUGUUGGCAAGAAAUAUGAAAUGUGGAAAGGGCUCGCAAAAAAAACUUGCAAACAGAUCUAAGAUUGUGGGGGCAUUUCCAUAAUUUAGAUUAUCACCCAAAAGCUCAUUUAUUUCGAGGAUUCAAACCAAUAAAAGUCACUGUUAUGUAGGAAACAGAGCCGUUACAUACAAAGUAAUACAUUUCAGGUGAUUCUGAUUAUUAUGGCUUGACAAAAAAUGAAACUCCAUAGUUUCUAAAAAGGGUUUUUUUAUCACAGAAAUUUCCUGUGGUGGCCAAUAAAAAAUAAAUAAGACAGUGUCAAGCUGACAGCCUUCUUUAGGCAGGUAAAAUACAAAAUACUAUAGUUAAAGACGUUAUCUGUUCACAGAUUGCUGAAUCCAAUCUGAUUAGUAGAAAAUUAAGUGGAAGGAAAAAACCGCAGCAGAAAAAAAAGCACUUUUUCCCGAUAAAAGGGGAUUUUAUGUUACAUUUGGAAAUCAGGGUUCCACGGUCUGGAGGAAGAGCGGAGAGACACAAGAUGCUGUAGAUCCAGAGUGAACUUCCCACAGGCAGUAAUGAUUUGUGGCGCCGUUACCGUCUGCUGGUGUUGGUCCACUGCGUUUUAUCGAGUCCAAAGUUCUCAUCAUAUAUGAGUUUAACUAUUUGAAUUGAUUACAGAAAUAAAAAUAAAACUUUUAAAUGACACUAAUUUACUCAGAUGCAACUUUUGAUUGCUCAGGAGAAGGUUAGGGAAAAGAAGAAACAUUGAAAAUGGAGGUAGGCAGAAAGGAGACCACGUUGUUCAGCAAAUCUGACCGAAGAUACAAGCAGAGAAAGUCUUCAUAUGCGCAUGUACGCUGAUCAUGAGUGACAACUGUCUUAACACUGUUUUUUUUGUUUGUUUGUUUGUUUGUUUGGAUGUGACAAUCCAAAUUCAAGUGGUGCAUGAAAGAUUACUUGACUCUAUAGCCUGACUUUUCUGAAAAAGGAAGCAACCCUCCUUUAUAUGUAACUCGUUACCUUUACAACGGCAUGCCAGGGUCAGUUUUUGCUAUGUCAUUUUGGGUUUUCAAUCGAGAUGCAUUCCUAAAAACAAGCUUUCACACUCACGUGCCUCUGGUGAGAUCACAUAAGGCAACUGAUCAGAUUUAUUUAUUUUGACUUUUUCUUGAUUUUUAUUAGCAGUUCCCCCCAUGUUUCCUGUAAGGAUUUUAGGGAUGUCUGUCGACAAUAAAACACAUGGAACCAGUUUUCGGUUUUGCCCCCGUCCCGAGCAAAAGCUUCUCUGAGCACAUCCUUUGUCCUCAGACCUUUUUAAAAAAAAACACAAAUUUUCUGUCAGGUUACGUUCUGAACUCUGGGUCCAUUCCAAAGCUAAGAUUUUCCCUCCGUCAAGUCAUUUCGUCGACGAUUGCGAUGCAUAUUUGGACUCAGCGUGAUGCUGAAAAGAAGAAAUCUCUUAAUUAAAAAAAAAAAA